AUGCCUCCUGCCAUCAAAAGCAUCGGCGUCGUCGGAGCCGGAAACAUGGGCUCCAUGAUGACCCUCCGCUUCGCUGAGCUCGGCCUCUUAGUCUCGGUCUGGGAUGUAAAAAAGGAGAGUGUCGAUGAAGUGGUGAAGUACGCAAAAGCAGACCAGAGCAUUACAGGCAAAGUCCAAGGCUUUUAUGACAUCAACCAAUUCUCCAAGAGCCUAGAGGGCAAAUCCGAACGGAAACUAUUCAUGUUCUCCAUCACGCAUGGCCAUCCCGCAGACGAGGUACUCCGCAUGCUAAAGCCCGACCUGAAAGAAGGUGAUAUCAUCCUCGAUGGCGGAAAUGAAAAUUACCGCAACACCGAGCGACGCCAGAAAGAGUGUGCUGCCAUCGGUGUCAGCUGGAUCGGAAUGGGCGUUUCAGGUGGAUAUCAGUCUGCGCGCCGUGGACCUAGUCUCUCACCUGGCGGAGAUGCCAAAGCCAUAGAAUGUGUUAUGCCAUUCCUAGAGUCGUAUGCGGCUCAUGAUCCCAAGUCUGGCACUCCGUGCGUGAAGCGCAUGGGUCCCGGUGGAUCGGGACAUUACAUCAAGAUGGUUCAUAAUGGAAUUGAGGGUGGAAUGCUUUCUGUUCUUGCUGAAACAUGGCAAUACAUGCAUGAGGGACUCGGUAUGGACCAUGGCAAGAUCGGAGAUGUGUUCGAGAAAUGGAACGAGUCUGGCGAGCUUCGAGGUAAUUACCUGAUUAAGAUCGGCGCCCACAUUUUACACACACGAAGAACCCCCAAAGGUGAUUACAAGGGCGAGGGAGCUAGUCGUGAUGAUGGAUAUGUGCUUGACGAUGUCCUCGACAAGGUGGUUCAGGACGAUGAUAACACUGAAGGCACCCCACUGUGGUGUCUCAUGGAGUCUGCUUCCCGACAUGUGUCUUGUCCGACAUUAGCAGCUGCCCAUUAUUUGCGAAUCACCAGUGGAAACCGCAUAGAGCGAGCGCGUGUUGCGAAGAAGUUAGAGAUGCCUAUCCCAAAACCCAUCGAGGGAACCCGGCCUCAUACAGAGAUUAUCGAGCACCUACGAAAAGCUGUGUACUGUGCCUUCCUGGCAUCUUUCUGCCAGGGGUUGGAGCUCAUUUCCCGAGCGUCGAUAGACGAAGGCUGGAAUGUCAACUUGGGCGACUGUCUGCAAAUCUGGCGAGCUGGAUGUAUCAUUAAGUCCGAUUACAUCGCGGAUCUACUGCAGCCGCCGCUUGCCACGCAGAAUGAGCUGACGAACACCAAGUUUGUGGAUGCAGUUGCGCAUGAGCUGCGCCAGAACUUCCACAGUCUUAAGCAGGUUGUUAUGGAAGGGACCAAGUUUGAUCAAUAUAUCCCGGCUCUCUCGGCUACUCUAGAAUACCUCAAGUAUGAGGGUGGACUAGGACUGCCGACUAAGUUCAUGGAGGCUCAGAUGGACUACUUCGGUGCACACAACUAUAACAGGCCUGGUAUUCCAGGUGAAGAUCCAGGACCAGUUCACAAGGGUCCUCAUCAUUAUGAGUGGUUGCCGGCUUAG
Molecule: messenger RNA, 1539 nt
Organism: Penicillium griseofulvum
Lineage: Eukaryota; Fungi; Ascomycota; Eurotiomycetes; Eurotiales; Aspergillaceae
Product: 6-phosphogluconate dehydrogenase, decarboxylating
Exons: 1
Coding region: 1-1539 (512 amino acids)
Biological process (GO): pentose-phosphate shunt; pentose-phosphate shunt, oxidative branch
Cellular component (GO): cytosol
Molecular function (GO): phosphogluconate dehydrogenase (decarboxylating) activity; NADP binding
Source: RefSeq, a predicted model, not a curated record